AUGCAGAGCGCGUGGCAGACGUUCCGCACCGCCUUCUUCGCCCCAUUCGACGAGGAGCGCCUGGUGGGCGCCGGGGCGGAGGUGCUCAUCGAGCUGCUCGUCUACUCUGUCCUCGUUGUCGUGCUGUAUCUCGAGCUCAGGACCUCCUCUCAGUCGGCCGAGGCGAAGGAGAGGCAGCUGCUUCAGCGCAUAGAUGCACUCGAGCGGAAGGUCAAUGAGCUCAUACAGGACCACCACGAAGGCGCGUUGGAUGCCCUUCAAACCCCAGAGCCAGUAGUAGUGAGCCGUCUCGGCCGGAUCACGCAGAAACUCAACGGCCUUCUUUCAGCGGUUUUGAUUUAA
Molecule: messenger RNA, 342 nt
Organism: Trypanosoma grayi
Lineage: Eukaryota; Euglenozoa; Kinetoplastea; Trypanosomatida; Trypanosomatidae
Exons: 1
Coding region: 1-342 (113 amino acids)
Biological process (GO): regulation of lipid metabolic process
Cellular component (GO): mitochondrion
Source: RefSeq, a predicted model, not a curated record